Rangifer tarandus platyrhynchus (Svalbard reindeer) is the source of this 594-nucleotide messenger RNA. Lineage: Eukaryota; Metazoa; Chordata; Mammalia; Artiodactyla; Cervidae. The record is from the annotation of a GenBank genome assembly.
AUGCAGGGGUUUCACAGCUGUAGUGUUCCCCAGAUCCCCUUUUGCUCUGCAUUAGAGAAGACAUCAUCCUUGGGAACUAUUGCGAAAAGGAAGGAUCUGGGGCUGGGCUUAGGCCAGUCCCCUUGCCUUGCCCUUCCCACGGUUGAUGUUCUGGGCAAGAUGUACAUGUCUGGCCGGAUUGGAGUUUUCAUCUCAGCUCUCAGCAUCAUUGUCAUGUUGGGCUGCCUCUUCCUCCUGAAGACAAUAAUGGCUCUUGGGUCCGAGACAUCCAGGGUGACUGUAGGAGAGCGUGAGUCUGGCGGUGAAUGUCCGGCUGACCCCCUUCCGUGUGAAGAGCUGUGUGAUGGGGACACAUCCUGUCCCCAGGGACAUAAGUGCUGCAGCACCGGCUGUGGCCAUGCCUGCUUCGGAGACAUUAAGGGAGGGUGGGGCGGUGACUGUCCAAAAGUCUUAGUGGGCCUGUGCAUUGUCAACUGCAUGAUCGAUGAGAACUGCCAACCGGGGGAAAAGUGCUGCAAGUCAGGCUGUGGCCGCUUCUGUGUCCCAUCCAGUCCCAUCACCCCAGCGGGCCCCGAACCCCACCUGGACCAUUAG